This is a messenger RNA of Salarias fasciatus (jewelled blenny), 806 nucleotides long. RefSeq names its product chibby 1, beta catenin antagonist (gene cby1). Lineage: Eukaryota; Metazoa; Chordata; Actinopteri; Blenniiformes; Blenniidae. The record is from RefSeq and is a predicted model, not a curated record. The coding region runs from base 84 to 488 and encodes 134 amino acids. The transcript is spliced from 5 exons.
UCCUGACUUGCGCAGCAGUUAAGCAUGUUUGGGAAAGGAAGAAUAUUUAGCCACCGCAUUCCGAAUUUCAAACAAUAGUCUGCAUGGAGGACCUGAAAAGAUCGCUGAAGAUGCCUCUCUUUGGAAACACCUUUAGUCCCAAGAAAACCCCUCCACGGAAAUCUGCAUCCCUGUCCAGCUUGCACACGCUGGAUCGGUCAACGAGAGAAAUAGAGCUCGGUCUGGAGUUUGGACCCCCUGCGAUGAAUAUUGGAGGCCAGAGUUGGAAGUUUGAAGAUGGACAGUGGAUAACAGAAUCCGGUGGAAAUAUAUCCACCAGGGAAACGCAGCGGCUUAGGAAAAGAAAUGCCCAACUGGAGGAGGAGAACAAUCUCCUUAAACUGAAAAUUGAAGUUCUAAUGGACAUGUUGACUGAAACAACAGUAGAGUUUCAUAUGAUGGAGAAAGAAGUUGAAGAUAUAAAGGCCCAACAUCGAAGGAAAAAAUGACGGAUCACAUCUGACGCCUUCUUCCCAUAUUUCUUUAUAUUCUGACAGUUUGAUUUAUUUUUUUUUCCCCCACAUUCUUUUUUAAAACUUACUUUAUAAAAGAAGAAUCUCUAAAUAAAUGUUUAAUGUGUAACAUUUGAGAGGCAGCUACAGAUGGUUGGGUGAAUCCUUGUAGUUGUUGAUUUGACCAUCUUUGUUCAGCUCGCAGCCUUUUUUCUAGAAGUUUGCUUUUGUGUGAUGUGAAAGGGAACAAAAAUUUGUAUUUAUGUUUUUUAAAGUAUUUUUCACAUGAAAAGAAUAAAAGUGGUAAUCACUCAA